Molecule: messenger RNA, 2035 nt
Organism: Gasterosteus aculeatus aculeatus (three-spined stickleback)
Lineage: Eukaryota; Metazoa; Chordata; Actinopteri; Perciformes; Gasterosteidae
Source: RefSeq, a predicted model, not a curated record
CUCUCUCCAUAUGCUCCCAGGCAAGCUCAGCUUCAUGGUACCGCAAUACUUUUGAUGUAAUUGAGAUUUCCUUCAUUACUCUACAUUUGGGGAUUUCAAGUCCUGAUAAAAGAGAGAAGAAUGAGCCGCGGGGACGGUUUAAGAGCCAACUCCUCUCAGUUCACUCUGGGGGGAGAACCCUUCCGCAUCCUGGGGGGCUCCAUCCACUACUUCCGUGUCCCCCGAGCCUACUGGGAGGACCGGCUGCUGAAGAUGAAGGCCUGUGGCCUCAACACCCUCACCACAUACGUGCCAUGGAAUCUGCAUGAGCCUCAGAGAGGAACCUUCAACUUUCAGGAUCAGCUUGACCUAACGGCCUACUUCACUUUAGCAGCCCAGCUGGGUCUGUGGGUGAUCCUGCGUCCUGGACCUUACAUCUGCGCUGAAUGGGACUUGGGCGGGUUGCCAAGCUGGUUGUUACAAGAUAAAGGUAUGCGGUUGAGGACUACUUAUCCUGGGUUUGUGGAUGCUGUCAAUCUCUACUUUGACAAGCUUGUUGCCGUUAUCAAACCUCUGAUGUUUCGAGAGGGAGGCCCCGUCAUCGCGGUUCAGGUCGAGAAUGAGUACGGUUCAUAUGCCAAAGAUGUCAAGUACAUGCCGCUGAUACAGAAUCUCCUCCAGUCCAGAGGGAUCAAAGAGCUUCUGCUAACUUCUGACAACUGGGAGGGCCUGAGUUACGCAGCGAUGGAGGGAGUUCUAAAAACGAUAAACCUUCAGAGACUGUCCUUCGGAGCUAUUCAGCGCCUAGCUGACAUGCAGCCCCAGAAACCCUUAAUGGUGAUGGAGUAUUGGUCGGGCUGGUUUGACGUCUGGGGAGGACGUCACCACGUGUUCCACUCCGAGGACAUGCUGCCUGUUGUGUCCGAGCUCCUGACGAGAGGCGUCUCCAUCAAUCUGUACAUGUUUCAUGGGGGAACCAGCUUUGGCUUCAUGAAUGGAGCAAUGGACGUUGACACCUACAAACCUCAGGUCACCAGUUACGAUUACGACGCUCCACUUUCUGAGGCUGGAGAUUGCACCGUGAAAUAUCGACUCUUGAGGAAUUUACUCAGCCAGUUCCACUCGGAGCCUCUUCCCGUGGAGCCCGUUCCCCAGGAGAGGAGAGCAUACGAGCCUGCAGCCAUCCAGCAGCACCUGUCACUGUGGGACAGCCUGCCCUUCACCGACAAGGUAAGCUACAGCCCACCCCCUCACAAUCCCCCGGCCCCCCUCUGUACACGUUUCGGCAUGUCUCAUUUUGUUCACUCUUUACUAAAUAGCUUUCACGUCUUUUGUGCAUUGAAGGGAGAGGUCACCUUGAGCCUGCUUGUGGAGAACUGUGGAAGAGUGAAUUAUGGAAAAGCCCUCGAUGAACAGCGCAAAGGCAUUGUGGGAGACAUUCUGUUGAAUCACACCCCACUGAUAGGAUUUACCAUCUUCUGUCUGGAUAUGAAGCCAGGCUUUGUGAACAGUUUAAUGCAUUCAGGUCAGUGGAAGUCUGACUUCAAGUCGCCAUCGAUUCCAGGAUUCUUCCGGGCCAGGCUGUAUGUAGAUGGUCCUCCCAGAGACACCUUCCUCCGACUCCCUGGUUGGGGUAAAGGAGUCGUGUUUGUCAAUGGGAAGAACCUCGGACGUCAUUGGUGCAUCGGUCCUCAGCUCUUCCUUUAUCUCCCAGGACCAUGGCUGAGAAGUGGAGAGAACCAGAUAAUUGUUUUUGAGGAACAACAAGUGGAUGACAAAAUACAGUUUGCUGAAAAUCCUGAUCAUGGAAGGACAAUUGAUGUUUACAAACUCCCCUUUUGCACACUGCUGUGAAGAUUAUGUCAACAACAACACAAGCAGUUUGAUGCACACACAUUGGGUUCAUUGAUUCUCAUAAUAUUUAAAGCUAUCAAUUCACUAAUCAUAUUUUAAAAGGCUAAAGCAUGUAAAAAUGUGACAUGUUGUCAUUGAUGCAAUUGAUUCUGCUGCUUUCAGCAAUGUAACCACGUUUUAAAAUAAACUAUUUCUGAUUCUG